GAGGUAGAGGAGGAGAAGAAGGAGGAAGUAGAGGAGGAGAAGAAGGAGGAGGAAGAGGAGGAGAAGAAGGAGGAGGAAGAGGAGGAGAAGAAGGAGGAAGUAGAGGAGGAGAAGAAGGAGGAGGAGGAGAAGAAGGAGGAGGUAGAGGAGGAGAAGAAGGAGGAGAAGAAGGAGGAGAGGAGGAGAAGAAGGAGGAAGAAGAGGAGGAGAAGAAGGAGGAGAAAGAGGAGGAGAAGAAGGAGGAGGUAGAGGAGGAGAAGAAGGAGGAAGUAGAGGAGGAGAAGAAGGAGGAGGAAGAGGAGGAGAAGAAGGAGGAGGUAGAGGAGGAGAAGAAGGAGGAAGUAGAGGAGGAGAAGAAGGAGGAAGAAAGAGGAGGAGAAGAAGGAGGAGAAGAAGGAGGAGGAGGAAGAAGAGGAGGAGAAGAAGGAGGAGGAGAGGAAGGAGGAGGAGAAGAAGGAGGAGAAGAAGGAGGAGGUAGAGGAGGAGAAGAAGGAGGAAGUAGAGGAGGAGAAGAAGGAGGAAGAA
Messenger RNA from Sphaeramia orbicularis (orbiculate cardinalfish), 525 nucleotides. Its product is annotated as vicilin-like seed storage protein At2g18540. The annotation marks the transcript as partial. The transcript is spliced from 6 exons. Lineage: Eukaryota; Metazoa; Chordata; Actinopteri; Kurtiformes; Apogonidae. The record is from RefSeq and is a predicted model, not a curated record.